Molecule: messenger RNA, 654 nt
Organism: Mesorhabditis spiculigera
Lineage: Eukaryota; Metazoa; Nematoda; Chromadorea; Rhabditida; Rhabditidae
Source: the annotation of a GenBank genome assembly
AUGGAGAGGAAGGCUGGAAUGGAAGCAAUUGGCACGGACACGAAUCUACAGCCCGCUGUCGCGCACAUUGUCGCAUUCAUUCACGAUGGGAUUCGAGUGAAUUUGGUGUUGAACUUCGUGGAGUUGCUGUACACGCUGAUCUCGAUGAUUCGACAGUUGGUGCACAAUCACAGCAUCGAUCUAUUGCCCCAGCUUCACAAACUACUCCCGUCAACAAUCUCGUGCUGUCUCUACAGUCAUGCGGGCAAUGGAAAGGAUGAUGAUGAUUGGAUGUUGUUGAGGGAAUAUUCUGCAGCUACUCUCGCCCUCAUUGUCCAGAAAUAUUCCCCAAUGCUGCCGUCAAUUCGUGUGCGUCCAAUUGCCGUUCUCGUCAAACAUUUCAACGACACCUCAGCCAGUCUCUCUACUCUCUAUGGGGCCCUUCUGGCUAUUUUGGGAUGUGUCGAGACGGAUGAACAGCUCUCCCCGAUCCGCGAUCGUUUCUUUGCCCUGAUGGAUGAAUGCGAGCAGAUGGGCCCCGAUCAUCAGCGAUACAACGACGCAGCCCAUCUCCUCCCAGCCCUUAUUACUGCGAAGAAGCGUUUCGUCGACCCAUUCGACGCGCAGGUGGAGGAGGACAUCGAGCUCGAGCCGGUCGCCUCGCAAAUUGUCGAA